Molecule: messenger RNA, 8178 nt
Organism: Paramisgurnus dabryanus
Lineage: Eukaryota; Metazoa; Chordata; Actinopteri; Cypriniformes; Cobitidae
Gene: svopl
Product: SVOP-like
Biological process (GO): transmembrane transport
Cellular component (GO): membrane
Molecular function (GO): transmembrane transporter activity
Source: RefSeq, a predicted model, not a curated record
ACGGAAUAUAGGACAGCCUUUUUAGGGUACCCACCAAAUAGGACUGGUCACAAAAUAUAAAACGAAGGACACUGCGGGAUAUUUCUACUUCAUCUCACGUGUUAUCACUACUGUAUUCUAUGUAGGUCAGCUAACUGGAAGAAGAGAAGCUCAGUUAAAACCUGUCUGACCUGUGCGUCCACGCGCAGUGAAAGCAUGAAUCCAGUCUACAGUCCUUUAUAUACAAGAGUAAAGGAAGUGUUUAUAGGGUGUGUGUUGUCUUGCAUGUCCCUUUAAAACUAAGCCUUACCCCUCGCGCUCAGAAGUUUAGUGACGUUCUGUACCUGCCGGCAGGUGAGACUGGAUGUUUUAAUGCGCGCGGUGGACCUGUGGGACUUUUUAAUAGGGUUUUUGUUAUUUUUCAUUAAGGUUUAUGAAAAUUUGGAUUAGGAUAUGGUACAAACGACGUGUGUAGAUGGUGGACGUUAAACCAAAAAAAUCUGUGUUUUUAGAAGGCUGAUUUCUAUAAAUCGCCGAAACGUCUCGACAACAUCAACAUACGGGAACUUUUUUACGAAAAUACAGUAUCUAGUUAUUUACUGAUGGACGAGAUGCGAUUGAAAAUACCAAAUAUAAUGAAGAAUCACGUUUACUUCCUUUGAUCAUCCGAUGUUAUAUUUCAUGCAAGCUUUUUGCAACUCAGAGAACAUAAACAAACCUUCUCAAAGAGAAUGGCAUUUAAGCGAUCAUCUUCCAUGAAGACCCAGCUGGUCAAUGCUAUUCAGCUUCAAGAAGUGGAGCUGGGAGAAACCAGCACCGACCAUACCUAUAACACACCAGUAGAACCUGCAGAACCUCCAGAGGUCAAGGAAAUAAAAUGUUACACUGUGGAGGAGGCCGUCGAGAACAUUGGCUUUGGACGCUUUCAUAUUAUGCUUUUUGUCAUCAUGGGGAGUGCCAAUAUAGUGGAGGCGAUGGAGAUUAUGUUACUGGCUGUAGUUUCUCCCGAGAUCCGCUGCGAGUGGCGUCUGGAGGAUUGGCAGGUGGCUCUGGUCUCCACGAUGGUGUUUUUGGGUUUUAUGGUCUGUGGGGUUCUCAGUGGUUAUUUGGCCGACAAAUACGGACGGUGGAAGGUGGUGUUUAGUGGCUUUGUGUGCGCUUCAUAUUUUUCUCUACUUACUUCGUUCUCCCCAUCAUACGGCUGGUUUAUCUUCCUGCGCUGUAUGGUCGGCUGUGGAGUGGCGGCCACAUCUCAAGGGUUUGUUCUGAAGACAGAAUUCAUUCCAGCCAAAUACAGAGCAUUUUUGCUACCUCUUGCUUCAAUCUUCUGGAUGUUGGGAUCAAUGCUCAUCAUCAUUCUCGGUAUGACGGUGGUGCCCACAAUGGGCUGGCGUUGGAUGAUCCGUUUCUCCAUCAUCCCCAGUAUCAUACUCAUUGGACUGUUCCUGUUGAUUCCUGAGUCUGCACGGUACCAGGUCUCAGCAGGUAACAUCCAGGGAGCUAUGUCUACACUUCGGUGGAUUGCUAAUAUGAAUGGCGCAAUGCUACCUGAAGGAGAACUGAGAGAGCCAGAAGUGACAGAAAGAGGAAAUGCAUUCACUCUGAUCAGUUCUGGAUUGAGAAGAACAUCACUGUUGCUGUGGUACUCAUGGUUUGUGGCCUCUUUCUGCUAUUAUGGUUCAGUGCUUAGCAGCUCAGAGUUACUGGAAAAGAAUCUCCUGUGUGUGACGGAUGCAGACCAAGAGCACCAGAUCAAACACAACCAGGAGGAGGCACUGUGCUAUUGUAUUACAUUUAAUUCAGCUGACUACCAGACGCUUCUCAUCAGCUCUCUCGGCGAGGUGGCACUCAUACCUCUGAAUAUUGGACUAUUAAAUAUAUUCGGACGAAAGCCAAGCAUGGCCAUUCUGUUGAUGCUUGCUGCUGUUUUUUUUAUGCUUGUUAAUAUCUGCACAACAAUGUUUGGUUUCACCGUACUGCUCUUCCUUCUCCGUUCUGUGGUUGCGAUGAAUUUUAAUGUGGUCUAUAUAUAUACAGCAGAGGUUUAUCCGACAUCUGUGCGCUCAAUAGGAAUGGGUUUUUGUACUUCCUUCAGUCGAAUUGGGGGAAUGAUCGCGCCAUUUAUUGCACAGGUACUGAUGUCCAAGUCUGUAGUUCUGGCUCUGACUCCGUUUGCAGUGGCGUGUGUAAUUUGUGCCGGGGGAGUUGCCCUGCUGCCCAUAGAGACCAGAGGAAGGGCGUUACUGCAAAAUGCAUGAAGUACACACCUGAUGAAGAUGAAAGACAGUUUUGUAACAAAAAAAUAAAAUCAUUUAUGAUAUCUCAUUAAAGUUGGAACUGUUUUUUAAACAAUUUUGUGGGUCAUGUUUUUUAUAGAGACCAUUAAAGACCACAUAACAUUUUUUGACUAACACAAUUUUCUUUGUUGGUUAAGGAGGCAUGUUGAAUGGUUCAUGUUUCUUUUAAAUAACAAAAGACUUUAUGUCCCAAGCUCUCCACUUGCUAUUGCUAGUCAUUGCCAUUUUGUAAUAUGAAAAGAGGACAUUCUCAUUUAGGCCUAUAAGACAAAAAAUAAAUGCAUAUGUCUCAAAUGCAAAAUGAGUCAAUAAUAUUAUUAUAUUGGGCAGCCUGAGACAUAAACUAAAGCCUAUUUAAAGAAGGGCCCCUUAAUUACAGAGCAAAGUGUGUUUGGGCUCUUUAACGUGUGAUAACAACCACUAGGGGGAGACAUACCACUCUGCGAGUCACGGGGAUUAAAGAUCAAGUAUUGCAUUUAAAAGUGUUGUACUUAAAGGUCUUGCCUCCAGUUUUCUCCGUCGUUCUUCCACCUACCUUCUUUCUUGGUAUGUAAUCUCAUUAUGAAGUCUUUGUGUAAAUGGGAUUAGAUUUAAGGCUGCUCUCUGCAACACCAACCUCUAUCCACAAACAGAUCUUUUCUAAUACUGACCAGUAAACUUGUCAAGACAUGCACUGACUUGUUAACAUGAACAAUCUACAUUAUUCAUGAUAUUGCUUAAUAAAUUCCAUUGCGUGCGCAUGUAUGUAUGCAUGCACGUGCAUGUGUCGAAUGUACAUGUUUGUCCACAAAGACAAUGUUUGUGUUUGUCUGGUUGAAAGUGUGUCUAAAGAAGGAGUCACCAAGUGCCUGGUUGCUCCUUCCUCUGACCUUGGCUAUAAAGUGAUGGAGAAAGAGGACAGAGCGGGACAGUGUGCGUGCGUGCGCGUGCACAAGUGAGGCGAGGAAGAGCGCGCAGCAUUGCAGCUGCAAAUGUGACUCCGGUGGCUUUUACAUCCACUUGGAAACUUGCCCGAGAUGGAGAGCAAAAGAUGUCAGCAUCAUGAAGCACGGUAAAUAUUACUGGAGGUCAAUGAAUGUGUUUUGCUAUUUGAUAAAUGCUUACGCAGAUUUCACGUACUGUGGUUUGCGUACAGUAUCAUGUCACUCUGGUGCAGUGGUGUGGGAAACAUUUAAGGCAGGUGCAGUGCGUUAUGGAAAAUGCAGGAAAGUUUAGGGGAAUUAAGUCUGCAUUCAGGUCGUCGCGUUUUGGUGCACAGUGACACGUGGUUAUUUAUCUAUUUUACUCUAGGUAAAAAUGACUGUUGUUUAAUUAAUUGUUUAUGCAUUAGAUGGCAUCAUUGUUUAAAGUGCAAUCGGUGUUUGAAUGGCUGCCUAGUGUGGGAUUUGAUUUUGUUUUACUAAUCGUGCUGUUUAUAAUCUUAAUUAUGAGAAAGCCAAAGCCCCAAUGCAACAGCCUGUUUUUCAAAUCAAUAGCGGUGAAUUAAAUGUAGAUGCAGAUUUUAUUUGUGUGAAAAUGUAGUGUGUCUGUGAUAUAAUGAGUCUGUUAAAACCAUACAUGGGAUUAAGCAAAAUCUAGCAGAAAGACUGAGGCGAAGCUUUGAAAGAAAAACAACAAAUUAGAGAAAAGAGUAGACCAAGUUAUUGAAUGUGGAAAUAAAGAUGAACAAUUAAAAAAAAAGGACAGAAAAUUGUUAAAAGGUGAAUGAAACAGAUAGAUUGUAUAAAGGAAAAAAAGAUUUAACAAAAUGUAGAGGAGUCUUCAUCUGAUGAUGGAAGGUGGUCACAAGAUAAAUUUUAUUUUUAAAUUGAAAGGCAAUAUUUUGCAUGGGUCAAGCUGAAACCUUGUGGGCUGAUUAUUCCCAUCCUUUGACAUUCAAGGAAGUGAAUAAAAGCUGGCAAUGAAAAGACAGUGGCAAAAACUGUGUGUGACAUCAAAGUGUUGGAGUUACAAAGAGAGGAGUAACUCAUAAACUGGACUGAGAACACAUUCUAUUUGAAUAGGACUAUACUUAAACUCAAGCAGUGAAGGGGGCAUAUGGUCAGAGACAUUUACAAGGAUGAAACACCAAAAAGACUGAGUGGAAUCCAGAAAGAGACUAACAAAGACAAUAAUGUUCUUGGAGGCAAGAGAAACUGGACAAUACUUCACUGGACACUGAACUUUUUCAUCUUCAUACGAGCCUUUGAGUGAAAAGGGGGAAAGAGUAAACAGCCGUUCAAUGUUUAGUAAAGACCUUGUUACUAUAGGGACACAGACAAUCUUUAUGAGAAAAUCAGCUAGACAAAUUUAAAGGCUGAUAAAGAACUUUGUUGUUAGGUGUGACUACCUGUUCUGAAAUCAAAUCAGACUCCUAUUAAUCUGACAGGAAGAAAUGCAUAGUUGAAUUUGGUAUCUACAGAGGACGUCAGAACUCCACUGAUGGUACUGAGCUAAAAAAGUAAAUAUAUAUGGCAUAGAACAGCUAUGGCAGAAAGGAUAUUAAAAUGGAUAAAAGAAAUAAAUUGAAAAAGAAAAAAGAACACCAUAGAACACUAUAAAAGGUAAACAAGAAAAGCUGUGAGAAUAGAAAAAUAACUGAUUAUUGUAACAAACUUUGUAUUUAAGGAAAUUGCCAGCCCAGACAUCAUAUAUGUGCAUGAAGGUGUUCACAUGGCAGAUCUAAUCACUGAGGGUGAGCCGCAGGAUUGGAUACCAUUGACUGAUAUACAAAUUGUUAUUGUUGUAAUUAAUUAUAAUUGUUAUACCAUUGACUGAAAAAGCAAAUAAAUUGAGAGAUGGUUUGUUCGCGGUACCACUGACAACUACCCCACCGUUAUUCACACUGUUUACAGAUGGUUGUUGUUUCAGAGCAGCAGAUGACACAUUGAAGGCAGGCUUUGCUGUGGUUGAGCAAGUUGUGGGUGAUUUUGUAACACGACUGAGUGGUGGAUUGAAAGGUAAACGGUCAGCACAGAGAGCUGAAAUGACAGCUGUUAUCAAAGCCUUGCACUACACUGGUGAAGAGAGGGUGAUUGUUUAUAGUGACUCUGCAUAUGUGAUUGGUGCAGUAUAUAUGGAACUGCCAUAUGGCAGAUAGGUGGGUUUGAAACCAGGAAAGGCCGGCCUAUAGUAAAUGCUAGCAAAGCCUGACACAUACUACAGGCUGUGAAGGUACCUAAUGACGUGGCUGUUGUCAACUGCCUAACACACCACUUAUAUCCCCAACCAUGGUUUCCCAAGACAAAGUUAGAUCUGACAAAAUUGACAAACACGCAAUGGAAUUGACAUAUAGUUUCGGGGCUGCUUAUCACCCCAAUGUUAGAGCAAAGAUGUGAAAUAAUGAACCUGACUUUGACAUUAAAACUUGACUUGACAAACUAUGUGCACAGACAAAAAUAACAUGGCUUGACACAUUACCAAUUGCAUUAAUGUCUAUUCACUUUUCUGUUAACAGGAUUCUUGGUUUUACAACCUUUGAAUUGUUUACAGGUCGUCAGUUUCCGGGUCCGAGGAACGCCUUGGUGCAGGAUCCAAUCCUGCCACUAACUAAUGCUGUUUAUUUUUUAGAAACUAACUGCUAUGACUGAACAUUUUUCCUGCCAGGCUACCAAACAACGAAAUUGUGAGAACGACCCAGCUGUUAAAAAUGAUGAUUGGGUUUCUAACAGACACAGGUGUGGACCUGAGGACUCAGGUCCAAGAGAGGGAGAGUGUUGAAAGUGAAAGUGAAUCAGCUGGAAUACAGAGAGGAUAAACAGGAAGUGGUAACACAUCAGUGGUAACACUCACACAACACUAACAACAAAGUCAACAAACACUGUAAAAUUGUGCAUAAAAAAGGUGACAUUUUUUCCAGCCCAGUAACAGAACCCCUAGCACACUGUGUGAGCACAGAUUGUGCCUACGGAGCAGGUAUAGCCGUACAGUUCAAAGCGAAGUACGGUACACAAAAGGUUGUAAGACAGAACAAACACACAGGUGAAUGUGCAGUUACCCAUGAGGACGACGGCAGAUUGAUUUUUCAUUUAAUAACAAAACAAAAUUGUACUGAUUUACCAACAUAUGAGAAUUUUACCCACAGCCUCAGACGUAUGAGAGAGUGGUGUGAGAAAGAAAACAUAACAAGUGUAUCCACUCCCCGGCUGGGGUGUGGCCUGGAUAAAUUGGAUUUCCACAAAGUGCUGGAUAUCCUGACAGAAGUGUUUAGAGAUCUGAAUAUCACAAUUACCAUAUAUUCAUUAUAACCUGGGUAACUACAUACCAGAUUGACCUUUGAAUUUUGAUCUUUGAAUUUCUUAAGUUUCUUAUAUAAUUCUACAGUAUUAAUUUCAUAUUUCAUUUUUUCUUUUCCUUUUUGAAUUUACGAUUGUUAUUUGAGUAUUAGCCAAUAGGCAUAAGUGUAUUUUUUCCACAGAGAUGAAGCUAUAUGGAAAUUGGAAGGUUCUGUGGGCCCUAGGAGUUAUAACUGCAAUUAUAAUCACAAUAAUAUUUAGCAUAAACAAUGGAGGUAAUUUGAAAAUUGACAAAAGGUCCAAGAUAACACCACAAGAUCAGUGCUUAAAGAGAUAUGGGGGAAUUGAAUUGAAUUACACAAAAAAUUCAACGAUAUCAUACACCUUUGAUUUAUGCAGUGUGAUAGAUUGUGGAGGGCAAUAGUAACCUCUAUAGUAGUGUCCAUUGGUGUAUUUGUGGCUAUCCUGGUCACUUGUGGAUGUUGUUGAAUCCCCUGUCUCAAAUCCCUGUGUAAUAGGCUGAUAGUGUCUGCAAUAGAGAAAAGAGAAAAUCCACCCCCAUACAGCAUGCUGCUAUUAGGCCUACAGAACCUGGAGGAUGAUGAGGAGAAAAUGUGUGACCUCUUUCAGAGGUCAAGAGAGGGAAUUGUGGGAUUUGAUUUUGUUUUACUAAUCGUGCUGUUUAUAAUCUUAAUUAUGUGUAUUGUUACAACAAAGAUUUCUGUGCUGAAUACAAGAAAGUUGUCUGUGUGGUUUCGGUUGGGGGAGAGACAGCAUAUGCUGAGGAAUUUACGCCUGGCAUGGAUCAAGAUAAGAGAGAGGUCUGAGGGGGAAAAGUAUUUAAUGAUGUUAUUAACUAAUGCUUUAAUAUUCACAGGAUAAAAUAUGCAAUGUAUUUCUUACUUAAUCAGUAUUAAUCAUUGAAUAAUUGAUGUAGUAAAUAUAAGAUGUUGUCUUUGAUAAAUGUGUAUUAACCAAUGAAAUGAAGGUUGCAUACAGAAUAACUUAAUGGGGGCAGGGCAGCUCAACCUUGAAGAAACAGAAUUUCCUGUGUGUGUGUGUGUGUGUGUGUGUGUGUGUGUGUGUGUGUGUGUGUGUGUGUGUGUGUAUGUGUGUGUGUGUGUGUGUGUGUUUUCUUUCCUCACAGAUGGUUUUUAAUAAUGAUUAAAGUGUUUGCUUAGAAGUAGUAUUGCAGUAAAAGAUUUAAUAUGUGUUUAUCUAUCUAAAGAAGUUAAUGUGUGCCUUAUUCAUAUAACCAAUUUUACAAAUAAUGAAAUGAUGUCAUGAUAUUGAAAUAUGUUUUACAUAAUAAUCACUUUCAUCUUACAGCUUAUGUUUUUUAUAAAUGAAUGUUUUAUUAAUGAUUUGUUUCUAAGAAAGCAUUAUAACAUGCUAUUCAAAGUGGAGGAGUACUAGAGAAGAACUGCAGGGCUCCCAGGGAUGAGAGGAGAACAGUUUGUUUUUCUUUGUCUAUGUGUGUCCAUCUUUGCCUACAGGCUAAAAUUGGGUGUGGUGAUGGAGUCAGAUGGACGAGGGGAACGGCCUUUGUGGGUGGAGAUUUUCUGAAGAAAGAUCGACGUCACAUAUUUUAUAUAUAUGCAUGUUACUUCCUGAGCUGGUUGUUCGCUACUUGAGAGGACCCAGCGCUGUUAAACUUUUUCAAUCUGAUCAAUAAAUAUUUGAACUUA